Molecule: messenger RNA, 544 nt
Organism: Rhipicephalus microplus (southern cattle tick)
Lineage: Eukaryota; Metazoa; Arthropoda; Arachnida; Ixodida; Ixodidae
Source: RefSeq, a predicted model, not a curated record
GAAGCAAAAUUGGACUGGCCAUAGAUUCAUCAAUCAUGAAGACUUUCCUGUGGGUCGCCCUCCUCUCACUCUUCGCCGUAGCGUAUGGUGCUACGCUGACACCACAAGUUGCCGCACACAGACCUGUUCUUAUAAAGGGUGAAGCAGAUGCACUCCAAAAAAGUGGCAAAACGCUGGAAACUUUGGGCAGGCUCCUGCAGGGCGAGAGUGUUGGCUUGACCGAUGAGGAGCAGGAAGACUUCAUUAAGGCCCUACAGAUCGCAUCCAGCAAUGGCGAAGUUUUGGCUGAAGACGGCUCGGAGUACGUACUACCAAUCAUCAUUCGCGGCGUUGCCCAAGGUGUCAUCGCUCAUGUUGUCCAGAAGAAGCUGAACAAGGGCUAAAGACAAUCUCCUUGCUAAAACCUCAAACUGCUUUUCACAUUCGUUUGGCAGAUGCGCCCUAUCCUGUGCCAUCUUUUAACAGCCAAUAAAAGCAAGUGGCUUAUUUUGAAUUCCACAGAGUCAAGUUCUAUUUGAAGAAAUAAAAAUUCUCUGCAUACAAA